Anopheles maculipalpis is the source of this 1551-nucleotide messenger RNA. RefSeq names its product probable cytochrome P450 304a1. The record is from RefSeq and is a predicted model, not a curated record. Gene Ontology annotation, molecular function: monooxygenase activity; oxidoreductase activity, acting on paired donors, with incorporation or reduction of molecular oxygen; iron ion binding. Lineage: Eukaryota; Metazoa; Arthropoda; Insecta; Diptera; Culicidae. The coding region runs from base 1 to 1551 and encodes 516 amino acids. The transcript is spliced from 3 exons.
AUGUUGGCGUCAACGACUCUACUCCUGUGGGGAGUUGCAUUGAUACUGCUACUCUACAGCUUGCUCCGACCACUAACCAGUCGUCCGGGGAAAAACUUUCCACCCGGGCCACCCGGUUUGUUUCCGUUUCUGGCCGAUUAUGGACUGCUACUCUUGAUCAACUAUCGACACCUGCACAAAGCGGCCCUCACGUUAGGUGAUUUCUAUCGCACGAAAAUACUUGGCAUCUCGCUCAAAAACUUCCCCUCGGUCGUGGUGAACGAUCUGGCGGUGGCGAAAGAGGUGCUGAAUCGUAAAGUGUUCGACGGCCGGCCGGAUCUGUAUCUUGCCCGGUUGCGCGACAAGAACUUUGAACGGCGCGGAAUAUUCUUCACCGAUGGACCGAACUGGAAGGAGCAGCGUUGGUUCAUACUGCGGUAUCUGCGUGAUUACGGGUUUGGGCGACGGUUUCCUCAGCACGAGGCAGAAGUGAACAGUGAGCUACUGAUUUUGAUCGAUCUGCUACGGUACGGACCGAAGCAUGAGCAUGAGAACGCGAUCAUGCGCGAUGGUUACGUCAAGUGUCCAAACGUACUCUUUAGCUGUUUUGCAAACGCAUUCCUGCAGAUUGUGUCCGGCGAGCGAUUGUCCCGCGAGGAAACCGGUGUACUAUACGAAACCGGCUCGAAUGCGAUGAUCUUCCAACGGAACGGGGAUGACUAUGGAACCAUUUUCAGCUACUUUCCAUCGCUUCGUUACAUCUAUCCCUUCUCGCGCAAAUUUAAUAUAAUCCGCAAAGCUAGUCUCAAUGUGAACGGGUUCAUCGAGACGAUCAUCGAUAAAUAUUUGCGUACGUUUGACGAAAACCAUGUGCGUUGCUUCUUGGAUCUGUACUUCCGCGAGAUGGUAAAAUGCACUCCGCAGGCACCAAACUUUACCUUCCAGCACGAUCAGUUGGUGCUCGGUUUGGUUGAUUUCUUCUUUCCCGCCAUCUCCGGCGCCACCACACAGGUAGCAAUGCUGCUGGAGCGUUUGCUUCAUAAUCCGCACGUUGUGCAGCGGAUGCAGCGCGAAAUAGAUGAAGUCGUGGGCCACGGACGGUUGCCCACCUUGGACGAUCGUAGCCAGCUAUCGUACACCGAGGCAACCCUACGAGAAGCGAUGCGUAUCGAUACGCUCGUACCAUCGGGGAUUGCUCACCGAGCACAGGAACAAACGACCCUGCGUGGUUACGAAAUACCGCAGGACACGAUUGUUCUCAUAGGACUGGAUGCGAUUCACAACCAGAAGGAAUACUGGGGCGAUCCAGAAUGCUUCCGCCCGGAGCGAUUCCUUGACGAUAAUGGCAAACUGUGUUUGGCGAAGGAUCUUUCGGUACCGUUCGGUGCUGGUAAACGAUUGUGUGCCGGCGAAACAUUCGCGCGGAACAUUAUGUUUUUAACGUUGGCAGCUUUGAUGCAGAACUUUAAUAUACGCCAGCCUCCGAAUGCCCAGUUGCCGGAUUUGAGUAAACGAAACACAGGUGUUAUAAUCGCACCGGAAGAUUAUUGGUUACGGUUUGAGCCACGAUGA